Molecule: messenger RNA, 5119 nt
Organism: Syngnathoides biaculeatus (alligator pipefish)
Lineage: Eukaryota; Metazoa; Chordata; Actinopteri; Syngnathiformes; Syngnathidae
Gene: dyrk1b
Product: dual-specificity tyrosine-(Y)-phosphorylation regulated kinase 1B
Exons: 13
Coding region: 1735-3945 (736 amino acids)
Biological process (GO): peptidyl-threonine phosphorylation; protein autophosphorylation; positive regulation of DNA-templated transcription
Cellular component (GO): nucleus
Molecular function (GO): transcription coactivator activity; ATP binding; protein serine/threonine/tyrosine kinase activity
Source: RefSeq, a predicted model, not a curated record
UCUUGCACCCUCUGCGCAAUAUAGUACAGUCCCAAUCUCAGGGUGGGGAGCAUUGUAGGAGAGAGCACACAUUCCGGAUAACGGAGAAGUGCAAACGGACAAGAAACUUGACUCAAGUUUGCCCUCGUGAAGGUUUCCGCCUUUCAGGAUUAUAAAAUAUCCUGUUUAUUCGCGAGAACGGCAGAGUAACAAGAAGGCGAGGACACUAACGUGGACGACAGGGAAGCGGAAACGGUGCGCCAAGAAGGGGAUCCAGGCGAUCUGACGGCCAACGCGGGAACUUCACGGCGUUCACUGCACACGAAGACGAGUCAGGACUCUGGGAUUUUCCUUCAAGACGUCAGGUUCAACUGCGAAUACCGCAAGGGGCCGACGUCUUCCGGGAUCGAGUUGAGUUUUGCUUAACACCAGAGCGUAUCACACGUUGGAAACCCUACAGGGACGGGAGGUCGGCAAGUCGCUAGCCUUCUGCGGGGAACGUUCGGCGUUUAACACCAAAUACUCUCUGGAAAAUGUCAAUACAGUAUUGCUUCAGCCCCGUCUAACACGUUGUUGUACGAGUGUGGAUAUUCUGUCCAAGGAACAUUUUGUGGAACUACAUACACGUUGGAGUGGCUGCUUUUGUAGACUCCAGUUUGCUCAACUGCUUGUUGACAGCCAGACCUUGUGGAUAGUAUUUUGGCUUUUCUUCUCGACUGGUUAUCAACGAGAGACCUGUCCUCCCUCCUCUGCAGCCAGAUGAUGGGCCGCUGAGUGACUCCGCGGACCUUUAUCUGGACUAUAUGUGAUAUUGCCCGUAGACGACAGUGAGUGUCGGGGGUUUAAUCCGAGAGAAAACUGCCCCCGACACUGACCAGUCCCCUAAUUGGACCUAUUUUUAGAGGGAGGAAUGGGGUAAAAGCAGAUAGCUAGAAAUUCAACUCCCCUCCUUGUCUUUCAACCCCUUCUAUCAGCACUCUUAUCAUUAACCAGGGGAGCUUUGGAGAGGCAGAAAGUCUAAUCAAAAGUUGGGAAAAUGUAUUCUCAUGAAUAAUUUGAGUGAGCUCGUCAGAACAAUUUUGACUCAAGUUCUACCAGUCAGGGAAUACCCACUGCACUGGAUUUUAUUUCUGAAGACUGCACUGGACAGAAAAAUCCCAUUUUGGAUUAUAAAUGAAAUAUGUCUCAACAUUUUAUUUCCUACUUUGUUACUCUUAAAUAGGACAACAGUAAUGUCACUCUGCCAUUAGUAUCCAAGACAAAGUAGAAAUCUUCUUAGCAUUCUUGAAUAGUAGGACCUACUUUCAACUACCUAAAAAAUAAGUUAGCAGCAAUUUUUGAGUAGAGCAAACUUUCGUCACAAAGAAACGAGGAAAAUUACCCUGACUAACCAAAUAUUAUCCACAUCCCCCAACAACAGAGAAAAAGAAUAUAUAUGUAGAUUGAAAGCUCUAUAUCAUUUAUAUUUUUACUUAACAUAGACAAGCUGCCUGUAUGCCGAUUGGUUGCCUUAGAAACCAGAGUAACAAAGAAACAAGCUAACAAAGACUGUGCCUUUUUAUAUGAUUGGUUGGUUUCCACCAUUUCAAGGUUGACUGAGUCAGUUGGAUAAACUGCUUGAGCAAACUGGGAUUGAAAACACACCCCAUGAAGGUUACUUAAGACCCCCCCCCCCACACACAAAGGGUGCCCACCUGUGAAGUCAUUUGAUUGAUUGGGUUUCCCUUCUGGAUUGACCUUUUGCCAAGUGAUUCCAUGGUAAUCACAUCAUCAUCAGCGGAGGACAAGACUCUGCCCCCUCGCAGAAUGGUCCAAUCACAACCCUGGAUCGCCUCUGCCCUCCAUCGUGACAAUAAAAGUGUGAGCAGCUCAGGAUGUCCGCCCACCUCCACCUCCUCCUCCUCCUCUACUGCCCAGGGCUUCUCCCUCGCUGAGCCAGCCAUGACCAGCCAGCACACGCAUACCCACCCAUCCUUCAGCUCCAUUCACUCCAUGGCCGAACAGCAGCAGGUGCUGUCUGAUAUGACCAUACUCCAGCGGAGAAUCCCCCCGAGUUUCAGAGACCCUGCCAGUGCCCCAUUGCGGAAACUCUCUGUAGACCUCAUCAAAACAUACAAGCACAUCAAUGAGGUGUAUUAUACAAAGAAGAAGCGGCGGGCCCAGCAGGUCCCUCCUGAAGAUAGCACUACUAAGAAGGAGAGAAAAGUCUACAAUGAUGGUUAUGAUGACGACAAUUAUGAUUACAUCGUCAAAAAUGGUGAAAAGUGGCUGGACCGCUACGAGAUAGACUCACUGAUUGGGAAGGGCUCCUUUGGACAGGUGGUGAAGGCCUACGACCACCAUGAGCAGGAAUGGGUCGCCAUCAAGAUCAUCAAGAACAAAAAGGCAUUUCUAAACCAGGCACAGAUUGAACUUCGCCUGCUGGAGCUCAUGAACAAGCAUGAUACUGAGAUGAAAUAUUACAUAGUCCACCUGAAGCGUCAUUUUAUGUUUAGGAACCAUCUUUGUUUGGUGUUUGAGUUGUUGAGCUACAAUCUGUAUGACCUGUUGAGGAACACCAACUUCAGAGGGGUCUCCCUUAACCUCACCCGGAAAUUUGCACAGCAGCUCUGUACAGCGUUAUUAUUCCUAGCCACUCCAGAACUGUCAAUUAUCCACUGCGACCUGAAACCAGAAAACAUACUGCUGUGUAACCCCAAGAGAUCUGCCAUCAAGAUAGUCGAUUUUGGAUCAUCCUGCCAGCUCGGGCAGAGGAUCUAUCAGUAUAUCCAGAGCAGGUUUUACCGCUCACCUGAAGUUCUCUUGGGAAUGCCAUAUGACCUGGCAAUUGACAUGUGGUCUCUCGGAUGCAUCUUGGUAGAGAUGCACACAGGAGAGCCUCUGUUCAGUGGCUCCAAUGAGGUUGACCAAAUGAACAAAAUUGUUGAAGUGUUGGGGGUCCCUCCCAGCCACAUGUUGGAUGCAGCUCCAAAAGCCAGGAAGUAUUUUGACAAGCUAUCAGAUGGGCUGUGGACAGUGAAGAAGAACAAGGAUAUCAAGAAGGAGUACAAGCCCCCAGCCUCUCGGCGUCUUCAUGAGAUUUUGGGUGUAGAGACGGGGGGGCCAGGUGGUCGGAGAGCAGGUGAGCCAGGACAUGCCCCCUGCGACUACCUGAAAUUCAAAGACCUGAUCCUGCGCAUGCUGGACUAUGACCCCAAAAGCCGCAUCACCCCAUUUUAUGCCCUGCAGCACAACUUCUUCAAGAAGACUACAGAUGAAGGAACGAAUACUAGUUCAUCAACAUCCACCUCUCCUGCCAUGGACCACUCCCAUUCAACUUCCACGACUAGCUCUGUUUCCAGCUCUGGUGGUUCCAGUGGUUCCUCCAAUGACAACCGCAACUAUCGGUACAGUAACCGAUAUUACAACUCUGCUGUGACACAUUCAGACUAUGAGAUGACCAGCCCUCAGGCUCCAUCCCAGCAGCAGAUGAGGAUGUGGCCAGGCAGUGAUGGUGGAGGUGGGGGUCAGGACCCAGCGUACACCCAGUUGCUGCUCCACAAGCCGGCUGCCUCCCAACAACACCAGCGCCACUUCCUGGACCAGCCCCACCAUCCCCACCCAACCUACUCCCACCACGGGAAUGGCGGGCGCGGCCUGCGACAGGGUGGACAGACGGGCAUCAGUGGAGGAAGGGGCCAGCAGGGACCCUCGCCCCAGAUGAGUGACAGCAUGGAUGUGGGCGUGUCCCUAGGGCUGCACCACCUGGGGGCGGUGUCUUCCAUGGAGGCGUCUCAGUUCGGCUCCGCCUCCCUACCCCUCGCUCUGCCGAUGGGACUGUCUGCCUUCCGGACUCGGACGGCCCCCGGCGCACCCGGGCCGCAAGCACCGCCCCCUGAAGACUACUACCCUGCCUCCAACAACAAUAACCCCGCAACAGGGGGCAGAGGGAGGCCAGACUCAGACGAGGGGCCGGCCAACUCUUGAUAAAACCUGAACCAUGCCCUAAAGCCAUACAAUUUUAACUACAACUACGACAACUACACAUAAACAGCCGGAGUUCAGAGACAAAGACUAGAACUUUGUGCUGAAGGAGACAGUCUGUACUGCAUGAGAGGAGGAGGAUGCUGGGAAAACUCUCCUUUUCAUCCUGUUUUACUUUUUUGUCUUUUGUUGCGACUUUCAUUUGAACUUGAAUGAUUGUGACAAGUUUGUUUUCAUUAAUAUUAUUGUUGUUGUUUAAUAUUAUUUGAUUUUUGUUUUGGUUUUUUUCUGUGGUUUGGGGAGUUGUGUGUUCUAUUGGUGUUUUGAGCCUGGAGAGCAGGGAGGAGGAUGAAGAGGUUAUAGAGGCCCCUUGCUUUUCUAUUUCACUCCAUUUGGAGGCAGAAAGUGGAAGGGGAGCACACUUUUCAUGUUUACAAAUUACAACAGUAUGUUGUCAUUUACAGCGUUUCGAGGAACGGUCACCCCAUGCGCACGUACCCACACACACUCAUGCAUCUCUUUUCAACAGGAGAGAGAUCAUGUGUGAUUCAGGACUCUUGUAUUUUCUCUCCUGAAUGUUAUGUGUUUUUUGGGUUAUUUUGUUUGUUUUUGUCCUGCCUCUGUCACCCAAUUGUGAUCGGUCUGUAGAGGCAGGUGGAGGGAAGAGAAGGUCACAGAAUACUGAUGCCUUCUUGGCACUCACAGGUUUCGUCUCCUCAUCCUCUCGUCCUCCUCCUGUCGUUUCUUCUCCAGACAGCUCCUUCUCUCUGUGCUGCUAAUCAUCAAGACAACUGGUCCGGAUUGCUGCUAAAGAUCCAACACAGAUCAAUAAAGAAUUAAAAAGAAUAGAAACAAAGUUUAAAAAAAUAAACUUUUUAACCCUUCUGCUUAAGAGAAAAAGAUAAAGUAAGAACCACUGCAUCUUAAUGUAUUUAUUACUAUUUAACAAGAAAAAAAACAAACUGAAAGUAACCCUUUUUCUGCUCUUUGUUUGGUUGCCUUCUUUCUGCAGGUGAGGUCUGAUUGACUAUUGUAACAGUGACAGUGACUGGUGACAUGGGAAUGUCACUAGUUGUGGGGGAUGGGUGGUUCGGGAGGGUUUGGGGCAAAAUAAAGUUGGAUAUAUAAUAAGAAUAAAGAGUAUACUUUUGCACACCAAAGUCAAACAAAAAUCAGA